GGGAAGAAGGCAGGCGCUCACACUUCCGGGUCUGGUUUAGCUGGCUGCUGGAGGAGAGGAUCUAGGGCUGUGAGAGCCGCAGCAAGACGGGAAGGCGCUCGGGCGACCCGCGUUUGGAUGCUGCCCGCCAUGUGAAAGAGGAGCGUGUGCCCCGUCCCACGAGGCUCUUUCCCCCUGGACAGUACACUGAUGCGAUGGAGCCUGGAACGAAUUCUUUUAGAGUGGAGUUCCCUGACUUCUCUAGCACCAUUCUGCAGAAGCUGAACCAGCAACGUCAGCAAGGGCAGCUCUGUGACGUUUCUAUUGUCGUCCAGGGACAUCUCUUCCGAGCCCACAAAGCCGUCCUGGCAGCCAGUUCCCCUUACUUCUGCGACCAAGUGCUCUUGAAAAACAGUCGGCGGAUUGUCCUGCCCGACGUCAUGCACCCCAGGGUGUUUGAGAACAUCCUUCUGUCGACGUACACGGGUCGGCUGGUGAUGCCUGCUCCAGAGAUUGUCAGCUACCUCACGGCGGCAAGCUUCCUUCAGAUGUGGCACGUGGUGGACAAGUGCACAGAGGUGUUGGAAGGGAACCCUUCCGUGCUUUGUCAAAAGCUCAGCCGGGCCAGUGACCGCCAGUCCCCAAGCAGCAGUAACUACAACGGCCUUGUGGAGAGCUUUGAGCUGGGGUCUGCGGGGCAGACGGACUUCCACAAAGUGCAGGACGGCGAAAACGAAGAGGAAAGCUCGAAAGAUGAGCUGUUGUCUCAGCUCACUGAACACGAGUAUCUCCCCAGCAAUUCUUCGACCGAGCAUGACCGGCUGAGCACAGGGAUGACCAGUCAAGACGGGGAGGAGGGAGCGAGUGAUAGUGCCGAAUAUCAGUACACCAGGCCCCUUUACAGCAAGCCCAGCAUUAUGUCUCACAAGCGGUGGAUCCAUGUGAAAACAGAGAGGUUUGUGCAGGACUGUGAAGGGGUGGAGGUGCCCGGCACUUACGACGAGCACCAAGUAUCUGAAUCCAUGAAUGCUCUUCAGACAGGCCACUCUGUUCCAAGAUCUGGCCCCGAAGACCUCCGCGUCACUGAGAAAAAGAUGGUAACGGAGUUCAGUCAGCAAACCAACGAAAGCAAUUACGACGAGCAAGUGGACUUCUACGGCUCUUCCAUGGAAGAGUUCUCUGGGGAAAGGGGCGACGGGACGCUAAGCCUUCAGAGACCGGAUGCUGAUGUUGUUGCAGGUUACAGAGAUAGCAUGGAUGUACCCUCUGGGAUCAAGGAAGAGAAUGCCCUGACUGGGUUCUCCACUGCUGACAAGCUAUAUCCAUGCCAAUGUGGCAAAAGCUUUACCCACAAGAGCCAGAGAGACCGUCAUAUGGGCAUGCACCUUGGCCUGCGGCCUUAUGGUUGUGGUGUGUGUGGUAAGAAAUUCAAAAUGAAGCACCACCUGGUUGGCCACAUGAAAAUCCACACAGGCAUCAAACCUUACGAGUGCAACAUAUGUGGGAAAAGGUUCAUGUGGAGGGACAGUUUUCAUCGGCAUGUAACAUCUUGUACUAAGUCAUACCAGGCCUGCAAAGCAGAGCAGAACACUACUGAGAUGAACUGAAGGGGGGGGGGAAACCCCAGAGUGUAUUGGAGGGGAAAGGCAGAGAGGCACAGAGCACAUAACUGCAUCGCAGAGUAAAACAGAAUAAACACAUUGCACAGAAGCGUCCCCGGCACUUUGUUGUAUGAGAUUCUGGGUGGUUUGCUUAAAAUAAAAACCCAUUGCACAGGCAGGAUCACCAGUGGAGACAAGCAGGGGAAUUCCUCUGCCUAGACUACAAAUAAGGAAAUAAGUUUGAGUGGAGGUACUUUAGAGUAAUAAUUAUUAAUUACUAUUUAUUAUUUUUGUAUUUCGGUAGUAGCGAUUGGAGGUUCUUUUCAGAGGAAUACUGACGAAUGUUCUCUGUCAUCUCAGUAGUGUUCUCCGCAUUCAGUGAGUCUGCUUCUAGAUGCAUGCAGAUCCUGACUUCCUUGGUUAAGUGACAACUUUCUUUUAAUUGUACUCCUCUGUUUAGCCGUGCUUGUCCCCCCCCCCCAAUUUAGCCCAAAUAAAUACGUGGGCAGUUACCUUUUUAGAACCAAAGGGUGAUUAUAGCUAUCCGAAACACAAGUUGCUAGCCAACUUUCAGGUGCUGACAGCUUUAACAAGCGGCUGCUUUUUCAUCGGUCGAACUUUGAGUUCCAUUGACUGGCUCUGUUUGUCUUGGCAGAGUAAUUCUGCUCCAUGCUUAUUUUUCAAUUUUUUUUGUAAAGCACUUGGCUAUAUUGUGAUAGACACUUUAUAUAGGGACAGAUUAAGCUAUAACCUCAUCUCCCCCCCCCCCUGUCCCAUUUGUGCCUAAUGCAGCUAGCCAGUCAAACACGGCGAGAAUGCUCUUUUGGCUAUUGCAAUAGAUGGUAUCAUGUUUGCUCCCCAAUUAGACAAGAAUGCUCUUUUCUGGUACUUGAGACUCCAGGCAGACGUUUAUCCAGUUUUUUUUGGGGGGGGGGUUACUCAGUUUUGGGGCACUUGCUUCAGGAAUUGAUGAUUAGGUACCAACCCUUCACAGAACAAAACUCGUCUGCUGAUUUCCCCAUCAGGGUUCACAAUGAACACUUUUGGUACUGACCUCACUUAGAUUGGGAGCCAGGAGCGGCCAAGGCUAGGGAAGCCUCUCUAAGGGACAUAACUGGCUUCUCUCCCGGAGAAGGUUAAGAAUCAGAACGGCUUUUGCUGGAUGCUCCUCAAUGAUGCUGUGCAGACAUCUCCAAACCUGGAAGCAGCUUGUGGAUUUCUGAAUACGAUACUUGUCCUCUGCGAAGGAUGAAUUUUUUUAAACACUGGAAUCUUCUUUUUUUAUAACUAGAAGUUGUUACAGAUUUUUUUAAAUAGAACUACUGUUCCUUUCUUUUCCCUCCCCCCACCUCCUCCCCUUUUGUCACCUCUACUACAAGGUGAAUGCGUAAGACAGAAGAAACUUGGAACCGCCAAAGCAUUUGUGCUGCUAUUUGAUAGGAAAUGGGGGCAGAAACCCUCCAUAUUUGCUAUGGACAGAGGUGGCUGGGUAUGUUGCUUGGCUAAUUGGGUGUUUCUUGAACAGAAUACUUAGUCUGUGCCAGAGUAGCUUACUAGCACCGAGGGAUGUUUUGGUCCGUCCGUCCCCCCAAGCGUCAGCCUGUCAAACUGUGAAUAGAAAGGGGGGGGGAUAAGAUGGGUGGACCUUGUAUUUUAAACCUAUGUGCAUAUACACCAAGGAAAGCAAACAUUUCUGGGGUUGUUGCCCUCUUCCCUUAAUUGCAGAGUUUAAACAAACUUUUCAGAUGAUAAGCUGUGUCUAGAAUAUAAACGUUUGGCACAAAUAUGGGUUUGGUUAUUUGGUAUGGUACUACUGCAACUUCUCCUUUGGUGCACUACUUAACAGGCUUUUUAAUUUUUUUUAAAAAGCUUUCCUGAAUCGGUCCAAUAUCAAUUUUUCAGAUAUUUCCCCCCACCCCAUCCCCAGUCAUUGGUAAGCAUUUAAAUAGUAGUCUCCCUCAUACGGCAUUUCUGUUGCUGGUAGCGGGCUCAUGCAGCAAAAAGACCUGUUACUUUGCCCGCUUCCGUGAGAUCAGCAGUACACCAGAGUAGAAGUGGCUGCCACUGACUUGGAUCCUAGCAAACAAAGUAACCCAACAGGGAUCUUCUUGCUAACACUGUAACCUGCUAAAUGUAUAGAAGCACUUUGUAUUUAAAAACAAGCAAACAGAAAAACCCUUUAUAAAUGUUUUUUAGAACUUAAAAAGAUAUAUAUAUAUAUAUAUAUAUUCCCUCUAGUUUGUUUUCUUAUUCAUGUUGUCCGAUCAAUUUUUUUUCCUGUCUUCAAUCUUGAAAUUUUAUAUUGGUAAGAAGCUUUUUGUUUACAUGAGCAUGGGGGCUGGGAUUUGUGUAAGGAGGAUGGCAAUCCUAAGGGUCUGCUUUUUUUUUUAAAAAAAAUCCUUACUGCCUUAGAAUCUCCAGGAAGCCAUUUUAUUUGCAAACUUCUACGGCAGGUAUGGAGAACCUUUUGGCCCUCCAGCUGUCGCUGAACUACAGCUGCCACCAUCCCUGGCCAGUGUGGCCAUGCUUGCUGAGGCUGAUGGGAAUUGUAGUUCAGUAACAUCUGGAGGGACAGAGGUUCCCCACCCAGGUUCUGUGGGCUCUGUUGGGGAAAAGAGAGCCUGUGCUUUCUGUUGUUCCCUGCAGUAGCUCUCAACUUUUUGUGCACUGUGACCUCACACAAACUCUUCCUCCGUGCUGCCAAUCUAGCCAUUGCAAGGAAGGGAGACAGGCUCAGUCCACCUCAUUCUGAUGACCAGCUUUUCUACCAGCCCUGCUUUGGUGCUGUUCACUGCUUCUUGAUGUGCAAGAUUGAAGCGGGCAAAACCUUUCCUGCCAUGAAGGGGAAGCUUCUCUUGUGUAAAAGCUGCAUGUUGGGCAGCUGCAAGAGUCACGGGAGCAGAGCCCUGGCAACCCUUCAAUCCUCCCACGGAAGUCCUGUGGCUUAAUCCAUUAAUGGGAAGCUGUGCAAGAAUAGGCCUCCUUUCGCUUGGAGCAUGCACGGGAAGGCUGGAUUAUUUCCCUCUUCUCUAUCAGCUUGAUGCCCUCACUAGACAGGACAUAACAGAGGUCAAUUGAAUAUAGGAACAGUUAGUGAAUGACUAUAGGUGGUAUUCAAAGCUAGUCCUAUCCAGAAUAGACCUGUUGAAGUUAACAGUCAUGACUAAGGUUCAUUAAUUUAAGUGUGUCUGCUCUGAGUAGGACUAAGUUGAACACAUCCUUAUGACUACAAAGCUUUGAAAUGUAGGUAAGAUGGUAAAGGGUUUCCUACUGGAGUAGAAGAUACCCAAGAACAUUUGAUUGGCUCAUUUUUCUUGUCAUGGUAAAAAUGGAAAUGGACUGCCUUCAAGUCGAUCCCGACUUAUGGCGGCCCUAUGAAUAGGGUUUUCAUGGAAAGCGGUAUUCAUAGGUGGUUUACCAUUGCGUUCCUCUGAGGCUGAGAGGCAGUGACUGGCCCAAGGUCACCCAGUGAGCUUCAUGGCUGUGUGGGGAUUUGAACCAUGGUCUCCCAGGUCGUAGUCCAACACCUUAACCACUACACCACACUGGCUCUCUUGUCAUGAUAAACCAUAGUUAAUGGUUUCAUCACAAACAAAGAGGGCACACACCUCUAGUGUAAGCAAGAGCAACAAACCCUAAUCUCUGGCUUAAUGAUAUGUCCAACCUGGUUUGAUUUGCUCCAAACAAACCCAUGAUUGCUAAGCCAAGAACAAAUGCUGGCUUCAAAUUGUGAUUUGAUUGGAGCAAAACAAACCAUGAUUCCCAGUUUGGACAUAACAUGAAGCCUGAGGUUAUGGUUUGUUCUUGCUCAUGCUAGGGGAGGAGUAAAGCAGGAGCCAUGGUUUAAUUGCAGUUCACCAUGAUGUGUGAACACUGCCAUUAUCACCUUCAGUGUUAAGCAGUAACUUUAUCUGAGAAAUUCUUAUUGUUAACUUGGACUCCUUGGUUGCAAUCCUAGUGGCUGUUGGGAAGACAGGCAUGAAUCUUUUUCCUGGUUUUCCCAGCUGAUGACGCAUACGUAGUUGACAGGCCCAAGGAAUCAUGACCAGUCUAUUGGCUUGUGCGGGAAACUCAGCUGCAAGUUGCUACUGGGAAAGGCUAGGUCCAGCUUGGAAUGUGCACACAUAAGACUAGCAGUUGAGGGCCCAGGAUAUUGGGAGUGAUGAAAAAGCAACAUAAAUUACCACCAUGCUAUGCUAAGUUGCCUUUAUUAAUAAGGGAGUGCUAACUAAUGCCUUGCCAGCAAGUCUAUAAAAGUUUUUACUAGUAUGUUUGUCAUUUUUGAGUAUUUCAUGAUGCAAGUGUGAUUUUUAAAAAAAUGAAAACAAGACACUUGAUUUUGAAGCUAUAUAGAAUGGCUUGGAUUCAAGGACAAGGUGUUUCUCUAAAAACCUCUUCCUUUUUAGAGCAGCCUGCUUCAAUCUGGUACCCUCCAGAUGUUUUGGACUACAACUCCAAUCAACCCCAAGCAGCAAAGAGGGCACCGGACUGAGGGAGGCUGCUUUAGAGAGAGAGAGAGAGAAACAGCCCUUGGAUGCACCGGAAGUAAGUCUUUGGAUUGUGGCCAUUAUCUUUCAAACAAGUGCAACUAGGAUGGCACAUUUCUUUCCUCCACUGCGGUCUUUGUUUUGGUAGCGUGUGCUAUAUUCACAUUGACUUGUGAAGCUCAAAUUGCUGGGUUUGGGAACUCUUAUUCUUCCUAAUCCUUAAAGGAUUUCAGAGGUAUUAACCACAGACCCUGAGUGCUUAACAGGUGAUUUGUCAACACUUUGCUAACAUAGCAUGCUUCACAAGUCGAAUGAGUUGAGGUUUAUUGUAAAGUCUGCUUUUGUUGUUUCCACACCCGCAUCCCACCAGAGUGGCGAACCUUGCCUUUUAAGGCAGAUGCUGUUUCUAAACCUGAAAGUCUAUUUUUUAAAAUAUUUGUUUUAUCUCGGUAGUGGGAUGUUAAAACAUUCUUUGAACAUACGCAUUUUAAUUCAGAUACUUCUAUUUAAUUUGGGUAGUUAAAAUCAUAAGAUCUAGCUGUUGGAGACCUGAAAGGAAAGAGCUGGAAAACAAAUUGCAUAUUAACAUUUUUUAGGAGGUGUUUUUGUUCUGUUUUGCUUGAAUUUGCAUCCUAAGUCAGCUGCUGCUGGUUUCCCCCCCCCUCCUUCUGGCUUCCACUAUAUUUCUUGAAUAAAUGUAACUGUUCAUAUGCGAGUGAGGUGAACCUUUCUUGUUCCUCUACCAUUUUUUUUCCUUAAAAGCAUUGUCACUUAUAAUAUUACAGUUCAUAUCCUGUUGAUCUUUUGUGAGUUGUUACACCUAUAUUGCAAAGGAUGGAUAACUUGAUAUCUCUUAUAAUAUUGCUGUCCUAAUAAUGUACAGCA
Messenger RNA from Rhineura floridana, 6952 nucleotides. It is a transcript of the gene ZBTB43, whose product is annotated as zinc finger and BTB domain containing 43. Bases 195 to 1586 code for a protein of 463 amino acids. Gene Ontology annotation, biological process: regulation of transcription by RNA polymerase II. Lineage: Eukaryota; Metazoa; Chordata; Lepidosauria; Squamata; Rhineuridae. The transcript is spliced from 2 exons. Gene Ontology annotation, molecular function: DNA-binding transcription factor activity, RNA polymerase II-specific; protein binding; RNA polymerase II cis-regulatory region sequence-specific DNA binding. The record is from RefSeq and is a predicted model, not a curated record.